UGUGUCUCUGCCAUCAGGAGAAGAAGGGCUCUGUGGCUGCAGACGCUGAUCAUCGGGCUGGAAAUUAAGUUUUUUUCUGAAAUAGAUAUAUGAAAACUCGGUUCACGGGGAAAGGAAACUGCCUGCAGGUCUCUGGUUUCCAUUAAAGAAACGCUGGGGACACCAGCUGCUUGACUGCGGGGAACCAGAGAGCCUCCGCGGGAGGAGAUGUACCGCGGGCGGCCUCCUUCGAGGGGAGCCUACCCGCCGCCUUUCGAAGGCCGAGGACCACGGCCUCCGAGGCCUUAUCCGGCACCGGACUACAGAGACGACAGGAGCCGGCCUAGGCCUCCCUACCACCACGGCUACCACGACCAUGGUCACCCAGACUCCUACCGCCGGUCCCCGCCGCGCAGGAAGUACCCUUCCCCAGGGUCAGGAAGUUACUGGGCCGGUGGUCCGCCGAGGGAGAGGUCUCCGUCGCCACGCGGGCAGAUUCCCCUGGACCACAACCUGGUCAUCACCGUCGGCAACGAGCUGACCGGAUCACCUGGCCCCGCCCCUCCACGCCAUCAUGACAGAGACUACCCUGCCCGACCCAAGUAUGAGCGGAGCCAGAGCAGGGGCCGGAGCCGACCACGCAGCUGGAGUCGAGACCGGAGUCCGGACCGUAGCCGGGCCAAGAGUCGAGGUCGGAGCAAAAGCCGGGUCCGCAGCCGGAGUCCGGACCAGAGCAGGGCCAAGAGUCGGGGAAGGAGCAAGAGCCGAGCAAGGAGCAAGAGUCGCCCUCGCAGCAGAUCUAGAUCUAGAUCCAGGUCCAGGUCUAGAUCCAGGUCCAGAGGGAGGAGCAGAGGAAGGAGCCGUGGGCGGAGCUUCAGCAAAGUAGUGAGUCACGCCCGCAGUAAAAGCAGACAGAGGAGUCGUAGUCGCAGUCGAAGCCGCAAGCGUAGCCGCAGUCGAAGCCGCAAGCGUAGCCGCAGUCGCAGCGUGAGCAGCAGCAGCAGCUCGAGCUCGAGCAGCUGCAGCGGAGACGAUAGCAACGAGAAAUCCAGAAAAGAGUUCAAAGAGCUGGAGAUGGCUCGACGCAGGAAGGAGAUGGAGGAGAUGCUUAGUCUGCCGACAAAGUCCAUCCUGAAGAAACGCACCGACUCCGAGGAUUCGCCGUCACUUCGGGGCAGAGACUCUCCCCGAGGUCUGGAGGGCUCCAGCAUCUCUCGGGUUGCCGAACAGCUGCUGCAGGCAGUCAAAGGCAUGGAGCCUCACGUGGUUGCCUCUGUGCUGUCGGAGCUCCGGUCUGACCCACAGAUGGCUAAUCGCGCCGGCCUCGACGCUGAGAUCAAAGAGAUCCUGAACCUGCUUGGUGGGACGGGGGCCAAGGCUCACAUGAAGACCGUGGACGACAUUGACGAUGAGGAGAAGUUUCUGUACGGAGACUCUGAGGAGCCCAAACCUCCACUGGUGUCUGAGCCGGUCCGACAUCACGUGCUGGAUCUGUACGGAGACGUGACGGAGGAAGCGCUGUACGGAGACUACCCCCCGCCGAAAGCCAUCAUCAAUCAGACGUAUGGCUGCCCUCCUGGGGCCUCGUCUCACCUCCAGGCCUCUUCCACCAUGGGGGAGGUGGACACGAGGUACGCAAGCAGGCCCACCAUCAGCCCCGACCAGAGCAUCACAGUCCAGGUGUCAAACCCUGCAUACCCCCCUGGCACGGAGCCGCUGGAGGAGAGCGAGCGCCAGGCACUGGAGGAGUACGAGAAGAUCCAGGACCUGCUGAAGACCAUCGGCCUGGACCUGGGCGUCACUGAGAUCAGUAAGAUGGCUGCCAGGACCAAGGAGCGUCUCCAUGGAAACAAGCCGCCUCCAAAGACCCUCACACAUCGCAGGCGAUACUCCUCUGGCAGCUCGGACGGCAGCCGGGGUCUCAGGAGGCGGAGCCACAGCAGCUGCUCCAGCAGCAGCAGCAGGAGUCGCAGCCAGGGGGGCAGCUGGAGCAGUGACGACAACCACAGGAAGCCGGCUCCACCCAAGUCCCACAAAGACAGAGAUGUGAGAGAGACGAAAGCUGAGUGGGGCAAUAUGGCACCUCCCCAGCACAAAGAGCCGCCGCCACAAACCCCCGACCACAACAACCUCCCCCCUCCCCCCGGGGUGCCCAUACCCACCUACCCCCCAUCACAGGUCCAGGGCAUGAUGCCCCCUAACUACCCCCCACCAGGUUAUGGCCAGUACGGAAACUACCUGCCGUACAUGCACCAGCAGUGGCCUCCCAUGUACCCACCCCCCAGUGUGACCCUGCCCCCCCAGACCAGCACCGACGAAUUCCCUCCCGCUCUGCCAUACAAGCCGCCAUACAACAAACCAGCCCCUGAGCCAGGGGUCAAAGGCUCGGUGAAGACUUCCGUUCAGGACAGUGACAGGAGGAGCUCUAAAGUCAGCAGCCAGGACCGGAGAGUGUCUGAGGAGCAGAACAACGAGAGCCAGAAACAGAAGGUUCUGGAGGAGAGAGAGAAGCUGAAGCAGGAGAGAGAGAUCAGGAUGAAGAAGAAGGAGUAUCUGAUGAAGGAGCUGGAGAGACUCAGGAAGCAACAAGGUGAGCUCCUGAGGAAGAAGCGCAGGGAGAAGGAGGGUCACAAAGACCCUCUGCUGCAGGAGAUCAGCCACCUGCAGGAGGAGGUCAUGACUCAGAUCUCUAACCUCCGCAAGGAGCAUGAGGCCGCGGAGAAGAAACACAACGAGAUCGACAAGGUGGCGCUCAUCCUCGGCCUCAGCCCAUCGGACCGGCCCCGCAGGCCCGGCAGACCUCCCGAGGACCAGGGGGGCGAUCCGCCGCCAGAGAAGAAGAAACGGGAGCCAGAGAGGAGUCCUGAAGGACAGCAAGCGUCCAGCAGCUCCAUGUUAAAGACCUCAGCUGUGCCGUCGUUAUCGAGAUUGUCCCCCGACAAGCCACUCCCCGGUGACCCUCCUCCGGCCCCAGAGCCGUUUGAAUACUAUGACGCAGGAAACCACUGGUGCAAAAACUGUAACGUCACGUCUGGAUCCAUGUUCGAUUUUUUCACACACUUGCACAGCAAAACGCACCGAAAGACUCUGGACCCGUACGAACGGCCCUGGGCCUCCACUCCCACCAAAAUCAUCAAGAACACGCUGCCAGAGGAGAAACUGACGAAACCUGCCAAAGGUUCAGAGUUCCUGCUGCCUGUCAGAGGAUUCUUCUGCCUGCUGUGUAAAGAGUUUUAUGGAGACGCCAUCUGUGCAGAAGAGCACGUGACCACACACGCUCACAAUGAGAAAUACAAGAAACAAAUGUAUGAGAAUCCACUGUAUGAACAGAGGAGGAACCUGGACCGGCAGGCAGGACUGGCCUUAGAGACGAGUGGAAAGAAACGCAAACACGAGGAUGAUGAGAAAGGAAGCAAAGACAAGGAGGAAAAGAGCAAACACAAAAGGGAGAAACGGGACAAGGAGAAAAAGAAGAUAGAUGAUGAUGCUGUUCAGAAGGAGGAAAAAUCAGAAAUUGGAAAGGAGGAAGAGGAGGAUAGGCUGAAGUGUAGCAAGACAAGGGAGGAUGUCAAAAGUGUCAAAAGCCUGGAGGAGGAGCGGUCUGCUUACAGCAAGAAAGAUGAGGAUGAAAAUUAUAAAUACAGCAGAAAGGAUGAUAAAUACCGGUACAGCAAAGAGGAAGAGGAGAGGGGCAACCGCUACAAAUACAGCAGAGAAGAAGAGCAUCGGUACCGGUAUCGCAGGGAUGAUGAUGACAGAUACGACACCCGCCCCAAAUAUGGCCCGAGAGAUGACGAGGACAAGCAUAAGUACGAAAAAUAUUCAGAAUUCAGAUCCAAAAAUGACAGAGAGCGAGACGAAGGGAAACCUAAGGCUGAGAGGGAAGCCAUUAAAAAGCCUGAGCUGGGCAAACCAGCAGGGAAACCGGAGGUCAGCAAGCCUGAACCUGCACCAAAGCCCUAUGACCCGCCCAAAAUCCUCUGUGGACCCAGUCCAGCCAUGAGGGCCAAACUCCGCAAACAGAGCCUGGAAGCUGGCAAGCCGGGUUCUGCAACUACGGCUACUUCAUUCGGGAAGUUCACGUGGAAGAGGAAGGAGAACAUGUUGGCAAAGGUGGCUGAGAAAGUGGCCGCCGAGUUCAUCAAGGAAGACGAGGCGGCUGUAAGCCAGCAGCAGCCCAUCUCCGUGGAGGAUUCUUUUGCAAAGUCAAUGGCUGUUGCUAAGGAGAUUGCACAGAAGCUAGCGAGCCAGAACACUACACCCUGUCCCUGUGUGUCCAAUGGUGCCAACCGGGGAAGGAUCCGGCCCAACCUCCCAGCACCUGCUGCUGUUCUGAGGAAAACGACCAUGAUGGCAAAACCUGCACCACUGAACACCUUUCUUUCUAUCAGACCCCAAAACACAGGCUUACAAGGCCCUCCUUCAAAAGACGGAUCAGUAGUCUCUGAUCCUCUAACAAAGGCUCUAAGUGCUCAGAAUGCACUGAUAGAAACCAAACCUGUGCCACCAGAUGGUAGACCUGGACCAGUUGAGGCUAUACCUGCCCCGGCAGUGUCUACACCAGAGCCAGUAGAGGCUAAACCUCCACCCCCGGUGUCAAGACCUGUACCAUUUGAGGUUAAACCUGCGCCUCCAGUUUCUAAGCCUGCUCCAAUUGAGGCAAAACCUACAGCAUCAGAGGGUAAACCUCCACGAUCUGAGGCUACUCCUGGACGAUCCGAGGGUAAACCUGCAGGACCAACCAUGAUAGAGAUAGUAUCUGACGUUGCAGCUCCCGGCGUCCCAGAGAGUGAGCAGACUCGUACAGUGUUCGUCAAGCCUCCACCUUUCAUGAACAUGGGUGAUGGAGCUCAGAGGUCUGAGAAACUUAAGAGUAAUCUGGCUGCUGCCAAAGCCCAGGACUUAUUUGGCAUCUUCUACAGCAGCACUGGUCCCUCUUCCAUUACCAAACCAGCAACAGACUCCAGAGCUGACAGGAGUAGCACCUAUCGAAGUCCACUUUCAGCCCCACAAGCACCAAAACCACAACCUCCGCCUCUGCCCCAAACCCAGUCCCAAUCUCCUGCUGAGGUCCAAACACCAGACUCAGACAGUUCACCACCAUGUCCGCAGUCCCAGCUAAAAUCAGAAAUUCAAAUUGCUUCGGUUUGGUCCUUGCAGCGUCCCCCCGCACGAACACCUGAGAUGGCUCCAUCUCAACAAACACAUACAACUCGACCAAAACUGACUCUGCCAGCUCAGUCAGAGGCUCCGAGUGGACCCCAAAACCAGUCCUCAGCUCCUAAAUCUGAGUCUCAAAUCACCCCACAAAAUAAGCCUGCUGAGGUGGAACCAACACCUCACACUCAGUCCAAGCCAAAACUCGCUCCUCAAGUCCAGUCAGUGCCACAAUCCCAACCCCAACCAGAUCAGCACACCCAGACCCAUUUUGACCCAGCUGCAGAACAUGAAUCCAAACCAGGUCCCAAAACUAGAGGCAAGACAACUCAAACAAAGAAAACCUCCCCUACUCCCCGCCCUGUCCGACAAACUCGAUCCCAAACUAGAUACCAGACCUGGCAGCAACAGCAGAGCCAGUCUGAGCGAGAACCUGAGUCAGCUUCAGGGGACUUUGAAUCACCAGCUUUAGACCCAAAGGGGCUGGACACCUCUGACCCUGGGUCCUCUGGGUCACAGCCAGAGGAGGGGCCACCCAGCAAGGGGGGCAGUCAGGUGACGGAGAUCACCCCUGAAACCCUGGGCCUCCCCUCCGACAUGACCUCCCUGGACUUUGACUACGACUUUAACUUUGAGUAGGACCUGUCUGGGGUGGGGUGUGAAGGGGUGACACCACCCAUACACAGAAUGCUCGGAGGAUCAUAAACAGUCUUUCAUCAGUAAUUUACUGGACUUGAAGGCAGCUGGAAAUGGCAAGGGACACUCGCACCUACAGACUUUAGACUUUUAAAACACUGAUCCUCAUCUGUUAAAGGGACCAGUCUGAUGUUUUCUCAAACCCUGUUGUGUCUUCUCCAGAGUCAGGUUUCAGAUGGAUACAGGUUUCAUCUCUGUGGAACCAGUACAGAAACAGGUCCUGGGUGUAGUUGGCCUGGUUUAAAGGUUCAUGCUGGUGAAAAUUUCCCUUGAAGAUACAAAUCCAGAAACUACUUAAUCCCUCGAAUAAGUAUUGUCUGUGUUGUAUGUGUCACUGCUGUAGAGCUGAAAUUAGUGAAGAAUCAUUAAUCACCUAUUUGGAUAAUUGAUUAAUGAUUAACUAAUUUUUCUGGCAGAAAUCAAAUAUUGGCUGGUUGCAGCUUCUUCCCUGUAAGAAAUUUGUUUUUCUUUUUUCUUACAUAUAAAUGUCAUGUUCUUGGGUUUUGGACUGUUGGUUGGACAAAAGGAGGAGUGUAACGUCAGCUGGGAUUGUGGGGAAAUGUAAAGUCUAUUUUUAUUGAUUUCUGAGGUUGAAUAGAUGGUUAGCAGAGCAUGAAAACAAUCAUUCAUUACUUCACUGUGUCCAAAAGCACAAUGUCGAGUUACAGUGAGUUAAUUUUAUUCCUCUCAGCUUGACAAAGAGACAAACGUGUCCAAAGACAGAAGAGUGAAACUGAUCAGGUUCUCAGUUGAAUUGUCUGGAUUCAGUGAGACCCCUCAUCGUCAGGAUAGCAACAGUUUGGUUCUCCACAGUGCUUUUGGACAGUGAACCCUGAAAUAAGCUGAAAAUAAUCUCUAUCUGUGAGAUGUAAUCAGCAAACAAAGGAACCUCUGCCUCAUUUUACAAUGUGGGACUCACCUUUAGCUCCAGUGAAGGAAAAUCUGGAAAUAUCUUGCUCAUCUGUCGUUUAUGGCAGCAAUGCCCUGCUGUCUCCAUACUUUUGGUCACUUGGUGUGUAUGUGCUCCACAGAUGAGACCUGCUAGAAGGAGAAAGUCACAGUUGGUUUUUGCUCUUUGGGGAAUUCUUGUUCAUCAUAAAAAUCUAAAGUGACACAGAGAUGAAAUUGAUCCAUCUUCUCAUCUGGCUUCCUGAAGUGUGGGACUGCUCCUUUAAAGAUCACAGCGCCGCCAUCAUCACGUUCUCACAGAGGAAAUCUGAAGGAAUCGUUCUGUAGACCGUUAGCUGUUUGUCUCGUCUGUUGAAGCUCAGACUCAGUUUUCCUUUGUAAAUCGUGACGAGAUGUUCGCACGGCUCGGACAGUUUUCACGUGUUACCUGAAGAUCCAGGAUCUGGUUCCUAAGAAUCUGCAUCAGGUUUGCUCUCUUUGUUGUGUUUGAUGCACUGAUCUGUGGUCAGUGUCUCUUGUGCAUAAGAAUAGAAACCUGCUCGUCUUGUAAAAUUUGUUGCUUAAAGUUUUAAUAAAAGUUGUGGAAAAAGCAGGCAGAAGGUCUGUGUGUGGUGAUAAUCAGUAACGGAGCUUCACUUUUCAGAUCGUGUUUCCUCUGAUGGAGCAUUUGUUCAGCUCAGACUCCAGUAGUUUACAGUGAGACAGUAACUCUGAAGGUUCUGGUUAGAACAAGCUGAGAUCUGACGUUUUUAAACACAAAGCUCCAGAUUUCUUGUUUUACAUCCUUCAGUUGUAGAGAUGUGUUUCUGCUGUCGAGCUUUCUAAAGCUCGGAUGAAGGGUCCAGGGUUCUGAUGCUACUUUGAAGUCAUGGUUCAGUUUCAAGGUGUCUCCCUCAUGUUUUCUCUCGUCUCAGUGUGUGUGUGGCAGAUUGACUGUUCACACCUUUUCUUCUACAACAGUCCAUGAUGUGGAUUUGGUUUCACAGUCGACAGCGUCAGGGACGAGUCUCCUGCAGAGAAGGUAAGACCACCAGCUCUGUCUCAGAGUCAAAAUGUCUUCUUCAUCUUCUUGCCAUAUUUUUGGUUAUAAAUCUAGAUUCACAUCAAAAUGUUUUACUGGAUGUUAUUUUGGCGAUGUUCUUGUACAGCUGAUUGGGAGCGCACUGUGUUUUAAGAAGUCCGGC
Molecule: messenger RNA, 7925 nt
Organism: Toxotes jaculatrix (banded archerfish)
Lineage: Eukaryota; Metazoa; Chordata; Actinopteri; Toxotidae
Gene: znf318
Product: zinc finger protein 318
Exons: 11
Coding region: 208-5775 (1855 amino acids)
Biological process (GO): negative regulation of DNA-templated transcription; positive regulation of DNA-templated transcription
Cellular component (GO): nucleoplasm
Molecular function (GO): zinc ion binding; nucleic acid binding
Source: RefSeq, a predicted model, not a curated record